This is a messenger RNA of Polychytrium aggregatum, 1111 nucleotides long. RefSeq lists its product as uncharacterized. The record is from RefSeq and is a predicted model, not a curated record. The transcript is spliced from 5 exons. NCBI's taxonomy places the organism in Eukaryota, Fungi, Chytridiomycota, Chytridiomycetes, Polychytriales. Bases 1 to 636 code for a protein of 211 amino acids.
AUGCCGCCCAAGAAGAAACCAGGAUCGGCUGGGAAGGGCAAGAAAAAAGCCGUCAAGAAUGCUGUCGGUGAUGGAAACGGUGAGCUGGACGUGGGCGAGAAACUUACCAAGGCCGGCGUCGAGAUCGACGUCCUCAUUCGCGAUCUGGAGUUUAAAACGGACCUCAACAGCCGACUGCAGAGCCAACUCACGGUGCAGAAGCAAAGCAUGAUGGACAUGGAAGAGCAGCUGGAGACCCGGUCCAAGGACCGCCUCGAGCUCUCCGCAGACAUGAGCCGGCAGUACAAGUGCAUGCAGUCGGAGAUGGCCUCGAAGAUCAACCAGCUGGAGAACCAAGUGGCAGAGCUCAGGACGAAGCUGGCGGCCACCCAGAAUGCCGCUCAGGAAGCCGCCAAGGAGCACGCCCGCGCCAUCGAGGAGAAGGAUUUGAUCAUCGAGGACCAGAAUGCCAAGAUGGCGUACAUGUCCAGCGAGUUCGAGGCCAUGCUCAAUGAUACACUGUCAAAGAUGACCAAGAAGCUCGAGGUUGUCAGCCAGCAGUGGAAGGAGAACGACAACAUCCAUCUCUCCGAGACAAGCCAGCGCCGUCUGGCCGACUUCAAGCUCACGAGGCUGGCCCUCGGCCGGACGGACUGAGUGGUGUUGACGGCAUGUCCAACAGGCAGCUGCCGCCGGAGAGAUACAUGGGCCGAGCCACCCCCUGGAGGUGCACGUCGUGAACCUCCGUUCCAAAAGAUGUGAUCUGCAGCCCGUUGCGAUUCAGUCCUGCCGAGCAGCUUUGUAAUUUGCGCACUUUUUUUGGUGUGAUCUGUGGGAUUUGUAUGAGGUCCCACCAAUUGUGGAUGAAAGUCUGCGGAGUGGGUUGAUCAAGCAUCAAAGUAGCCAGACCAAGAAACCAGGCGUCGAAACAAACCCAGAGCCCUAUUAUCAUUGGAAUCUGACACAGAAUGGGCGACGGAGUGGCGCUGCUGGGACUCAUCAAACAGUCUAGACAGGUCGCAGUUCGUAGUGAAAGAUCAAUAUUACGGACUCUGGCUGAAUAUUACACUAUUUGAACAAGCCGAGCAAAGAAGGCAAAAAAAAAAACAAGCAAAGAGGCUCAAGGGGACCA